UAACCACUGCAGUACCCAAGACAGGCCUUAUAAGUAUCCGUAAUCGCAGUGACGGCUUUGUUCUUCUUGUUAUUGAUUUGCGCACCCGUACUUCGUACAUCUUCCAGUCCCGACAUCGGAUGAAUGAGUCAUCUACACUAGUAGGGUGUGCGGCGCCUGACAAUGCGGGGCAGCUCAGACGAGUACCGUACCUUAUUCUCAUUGAAUUGACUUUUUUUUUUUUGGACCUCUCAACGUUACCCCUCCUAUAACCGCACCAGUUUAACCUCUACUCUGUAUACUAUCCUCAAAGUAGAGCGUCCCUCACAACAACAAUGCCGCAAUCCGCCCUCCUCCUCGGCUCCGGCUUCGUCGCCGCGCCUACCGUUGAAUUCCUCGCCAAUGCCGGCAUUCACCAGACCGUUGCCUGCCGUACCCUGGCCUCGGCCCAGAAGCUUGCCGGCAACUUUCCCAACACCAAGGCCAUCAGCCUCGACGUGAAUGAUACGACCGCUCUCGAGGAGGCAGUCGCCCGACACGACGUCACAAUCUCGCUGAUCCCCUACAUACACCAUGCUACCGUGAUAAAGGCGGCUAUCAAGGCGAAGAAGCAUGUCGUUACUACGUCGUACGUGUCGCCGGCGAUGCAGGCUCUCGACGAGGAGGCCAAGGCCGCUGGUAUUACGGUUAUGAACGAGAUCGGGCUUGAUCCUGGUAUCGACCACCUGUACGCCGUAGAUGUGAUCGAUCGCGUCCACAAGGCAGGAGGCUCUAUCCGCGUCUUCAAGAGCUUUUGCGGCGGUUUGCCCGCACCAGAGAACUCGGAUAACCCGCUAGGGUACAAGUUCAGCUGGAGUAGCCGUGGCGUUCUGUUGGCGUUGAAGAACAACGCGAGGUACGUGGAGAACGGCCAAGUGGUGGACGUGAAGGGCGAGGACCUCAUGGGCACUGCGAAGCCGUAUCCCACCGGCUUUCUGGGUUUCAACUUCGUCGCCUAUGGAAACCGUGAUAGCAGUGGCUAUCUAGAACGGUACCACAUCCCCGAGGCGCAGACAGUGAUCCGUGGCACCCUCCGUUAUGCUGGCUUCCCAGAGUUCGUCAAGGUUCUCGUUGACAUCGGCUUCCUUCGUGACGAGGAGCAGGACUUCCUGAAGGAGCCGAUCGCUUGGAAGGAAGCCACGAAGCAGAUCAUCGGCGCCAGCUCACCGAAUGAGAGUGAUCUGGUGGCGGCCGUUUCAUCCAAGACAGCAUUCAAGAGCGAGGACGAAAAGAACCAGUUGGUGUCGGGUCUCAAGUGGCUCGGUCUCUUUUCGGACACCAAGAUCACACCAAGAGGGAACCCGUUGGACACGCUGUGUGCUACUCUUGAGCAAAAGAUGGCUUACGAGGAGAGCGAGCGUGAUUUGGUGUUCCUCCAACAUUAUUUCGAGAUCGAGAACAAGGACGGUAGCAGGGAUGUCUUGACUUCUACUCUCUGCGAAUACGGCGCUCCCGUUGGAUCCGGCGGUUACACAGCGAUGGCGAAGCUUGUUGGCGUUCCUUGCGGAGUAGCUGUCAAGCAAGUCCUCAAUGGCACAAUUUCAGAGAGAGGCAUCCUCGCGCCGAUGCAUCCUAGCCUCAACAAUCCCCUGAUGAAGGAGCUGAAGGAUAACCAUGGAAUCGAAUGCAAGGAGAAGCUACUGAAGUAGAUGAGAGGCAACGAAUGGGGCGGACAGGGAACGCGUUGGUAUUUGAUGUCCAUAAGUACAUGUACUGAUCCCCCAUGGUUCUCUGGCCCACAGGCAAUGACUCUGACAUGCUGAGUCGGGGGUUCACUGGGUAUACUUGUAUACUUAGGUUUGCUCCUCUGCAACUACAUAGACUAGUAGACUGCUUGCAAUGCAGACUCCCUGUUGCUAUG
Sodiomyces alkalinus F11 is the source of this 1879-nucleotide messenger RNA. Its product is annotated as saccharopine dehydrogenase. Gene Ontology annotation, cellular component: cytoplasm. The record is from RefSeq and is a predicted model, not a curated record. The transcript is spliced from 10 exons. Bases 315 to 1667 code for a protein of 450 amino acids. Gene Ontology annotation, molecular function: saccharopine dehydrogenase activity. NCBI's taxonomy places the organism in Eukaryota, Fungi, Ascomycota, Sordariomycetes, Glomerellales, Plectosphaerellaceae.